GAUUUAGGGCCAAAGUGAGGCCGCCGAACGAUGCAGUCUUCGCAGAAACUCGCACUGGCACUGACCUUAGUGCUGAUUUGGUGCCUGGCCCACAGUCUUGUGGAAUCCAGAAGAUGGCGAAAGUCCGUGCAACUGAAUCUGCACAGGGAAACGAACCACACCAAAAUACUGAGCAGCUUCCACAACCAGAAGCUGAGACUCAAGGAAAAACUGAGCCCGACCUCCACCGAUGUGGCGAUAUCCUCGAUAUCUGUAUCUCAGACAUCCGUGGCAAAAGACAACCUGUUCAAUUCCCACAACACCGAGUACUACGUUACCGCCGGCUUCGGGACGCCCAAGUCGCAGCCAGUCACCCUUCUGGUGGACACCGCCUCAGCGAAUCUGCUGGUCUACUCCUCGGACUUAGUGAAACAGUUCUGUUUGCACCACAAUGGCUACAGUUCCAGUGAGUCGCAAACGUAUCAGGCCAAUGGAUCCCCCUUUCAGAUACAGUUCGCAUCGCAGGAUGUCCUUACGGGAAUCCUCUCCACUGACACUUUUACCUUAGGAGAUCUGGUCAUUAAGAAUCAGACCUUUGCCGAAAUAAACUCGGUGCCUAGGGUCUUAUGCAAACGAUCGAAUUUUGAUGGCGUCAUUGGUCUCGGAUCCUCCGAAAUCGCCGUGAAUGGAGUAAAGACCCCUCUGGACAAUAUUUUGGAACAGGGACUCAUCGACGAACCCAUCUUCUCCCUCUACGUCAACCGAAACGCCUCGGAUGCCAGUAAUGGUGGCGUAUUGCUGCUCGGAGGAUCGGAUCCCACUCUUUACAGAGGCUGCCUGACAUACGUGCCCGUUUCCAAAGUGGGUUUUUGGCAGAUCACCGUGGGCCAAGUUGAGAUUGGGUCCAAGAAGCUCUGCUCCAACUGCCAGGCCAUCUUCGAUGUGGGAACCUCCUUGAUAAUUGUGCCGUGCCCUGCUCUGAAAAUCAUAAACAAAAAACUGGGCAUUAAGGAAACCGAUAGAAAGGACGGUGCCUAUAUCAUCGACUGCAACAAGGUGCCUCGUUUGCCCAAGAUCGUCUUUAAUAUUGGAUGGAAGGACUUUACUCUCAACCCGUCCGACUAUAUUCUCAACUACAGUGGAACCUGCGUAUCCGGGUUUUCUAGUCUCUCCGACUGCAAUGGAGCCCAAACCAAUGAUGAUGGAGAAGACUUGAACAACAUCUGGGUGUUCGGUGAUGUGUUCUUCGGAGCCGUCUUCACAUUGUUCGAUUUUGGUCUCAAAUUAGUUGGCAUAGCCCCCAAAGUUUAAGCAAAUAUGAAUCCGCAAUGUAUAAUUCGACCAAAUAGGUAAUACUAUCAUUAAGAUUUUGUUCUUAAUUUCUAGUAGAUAAUAUUCAUGAUUGUUGAUUCCUGGAUAGGCAUUUAUAUCGACUGUCAAAAUAAAUAUAAUGGUUAUGGGAACCGGAAA
Messenger RNA from Drosophila simulans, 1449 nucleotides. RefSeq names its product aspartic proteinase oryzasin-1. Gene Ontology annotation, biological process: cell death; proteolysis. The transcript has a single exon. The record is from RefSeq and is a predicted model, not a curated record. Lineage: Eukaryota; Metazoa; Arthropoda; Insecta; Diptera; Drosophilidae. Bases 31 to 1290 code for a protein of 419 amino acids. Gene Ontology annotation, molecular function: aspartic-type endopeptidase activity. Gene Ontology annotation, cellular component: lysosome.